CACUACGACUCUGCAUUUCGUUCUCUGUUGUUGACCAUUUCAUUGUUGAAUUCUUGCCCAAAACUUUACUAAUUUAACUGAUUUUGUCGUGUUUUAUCAUACUGACCAGGAUCAACGCAAAUCGAAGUGGACAUGAGCUUCCUCUUUGGGAGCAGGUCUACGAAGACUUUCAAACCAAAGAAGAAUAUUCCAGAAGGGACACAUCAAUAUGAUUUGAUGAAACACGCAGCGGCCACAUUAGGCAGUGGUAAUCUAAGAUUAGCAGUCGUUUUACCUGAUGGAGAAGAUUUGAACGAAUGGGUUGCUGUAAAUACCGUGGAUUUCUUCAACCAAAUCAACAUGCUUUACGGAACAAUAACAGAGUUCUGCACGGCAGAGUCUUGCCCGGUUAUGUCGGCCGGACCGAAGUACGAGUACCACUGGGCAGAUGGACAAACCAUAAAGAGACCAAUCAAAUGUAGUGCCCCAAAGUAUAUUGAUUACCUGAUGUCAUGGGUGCAAGACCAGCUUGAUGAUGAAACACUUUUUCCUUCAAAAAUUGGAGUUCCAUUUCCAAAGAAUUUCCUGCAAAUUGCCAAGACCAUUCUUAAGCGACUGUUCAGAGUAUAUGCUCAUAUAUAUCAUUCGCAUUUUCAACAUGUUGUUGAUCUUGGUGAGGAGGCACAUCUCAACACUUCAUUCAAACAUUUCAUAUUUUUUGUGCAAGAAUUCAGCCUUGUUGAAAAACGCGAGCUCACACCUUUGCAAGAACUGAUCGAGAAACUUACCAACAAAGACAGACCCUAAGUCCAUUGUGUAAUAAAUGAACACCACAUAGCUAAUUAUUUCUAAAUUUGUACAGUACUACUUUAAGAUGAUCAUGCUGUGUUUUUCGUAAGCAA
This is a messenger RNA of Xenia sp. Carnegie-2017, 881 nucleotides long. Its product is annotated as MOB kinase activator 1B. The coding region runs from base 133 to 786 and encodes 217 amino acids. Gene Ontology annotation, cellular component: cytoplasm; nucleus. Gene Ontology annotation, molecular function: protein kinase activator activity. The transcript is spliced from 5 exons. Lineage: Eukaryota; Metazoa; Cnidaria; Anthozoa; Malacalcyonacea; Xeniidae. Gene Ontology annotation, biological process: signal transduction; positive regulation of protein phosphorylation. The record is from RefSeq and is a predicted model, not a curated record.